Rosa chinensis is the source of this 1035-nucleotide messenger RNA. RefSeq lists its product as uncharacterized. Gene Ontology annotation, biological process: chloroplast organization; regulation of DNA-templated transcription. Gene Ontology annotation, cellular component: chloroplast. The transcript has a single exon. NCBI's taxonomy places the organism in Eukaryota, Viridiplantae, Streptophyta, Magnoliopsida, Rosales, Rosaceae. The record is from RefSeq and is a predicted model, not a curated record. Gene Ontology annotation, molecular function: double-stranded DNA binding. The coding region runs from base 1 to 1035 and encodes 344 amino acids.
AUGCCCACCACGUAUUCGACGAUUUGCCUGACCCAACAAGAAGGUGUAGGAAAAGACACUAGCGACCAACCCGAGGACUCUGUGCCAGUCCUGAAGAGAUUGGGCUGUAGCGAUGCUGACAUAGCCAAGAUUUUCACAAAGGCAUCUGCUCUAAAGCACGCUGACAUAGACCAGCUUAACUGGAAACUCGAACUCCUAACUGGGUUGGGACUUACCGCACCUGAGAUGGUGAAGAUAGUCUGUGGCCGGCCCCGGAUUCUCGUUUCUCGACUCACCUGCUUUGCUGAGCAGCUUAAGUACUUCAAUGAAUUGUUUGGUUCAAGGGAGUUGCUUGUCAGAGCCAUUUUGAGGAACCCGUCUCUCCUGACCUAUGACCUUCACAAGACAAUCAAACCCACCAUUGAGAUGUAUAGAGUAGUUGGUCUUGAUAUGAAGGACUUGAUCCAAAUGAUUCUAGCGCGGCCGACAUUGAUCUCAAGAACUUCAUUUAGUGAAGAGAAGAUGGAGUUUAUCCGCAAGACCGGGGUGUCAAAAACUGCCACAAUGUAUAAGUAUGUAGUCACACUCAUUGGCGUUUCGCGCCUUGAAACUAUCCGUCAGAAGAUAGCAAACUUUGAGAAGUUUGGUAUGUCAGAAGAAGAGAUUUUCUGUCUUUUUGGGAAAUCUCCCUAUGUUAUGUCACUGUCAAUCGAUAAGGUUCAGAGGAACAUGACUUUCAUCUUGUCACAAUUGAAGCUUCCUGCUAAAAUAGUUCUUGAUCGCCCAAGUUUGCUAUACUUGAAUCUGGAGAAUGUGAUGAAGCCACGAGCACUUCUCGCAGGGAAGAUGCACGAAAUGGGACUUGAACCGCAGAUUACAGGUCCUAUGAUCUUGACUGUAAUGAGGAUGAAUGAGAAGAGAUUUCUGAAGGCAUUUGUUAGUCAUCAACCGAUGGAGGUUGCUGAUGAAUUGAUGGAGUACUACGAAAAUGUGAAGGGUGUGAAGCGAUUGGCAGAAGCCUCGAAGAAGAACUGUAAUUAUGGAUUUCCUUUCUGA